Messenger RNA from Nakaseomyces glabratus, 780 nucleotides. RefSeq names its product casein kinase 2 regulatory subunit CKB2 (gene CKB2). NCBI's taxonomy places the organism in Eukaryota, Fungi, Ascomycota, Saccharomycetes, Saccharomycetales, Saccharomycetaceae. Gene Ontology annotation, biological process: regulation of transcription by RNA polymerase III. The record is from RefSeq and is a predicted model, not a curated record. Gene Ontology annotation, molecular function: protein kinase regulator activity. Gene Ontology annotation, cellular component: protein kinase CK2 complex; cytoplasm; UTP-C complex.
AUGACUGAGAGAGAUAUACAGAUGGCGGAUCGUAUGAGUACAAACACUAGCAGGGUUGAGUUGGAUGAUGAAGUAAUGGACGACGCCACUGAUUCUUCAGAGUAUGCUCAGAUGUGGAUAGAUUUGUUUUUAGGAAGAAAAGGGCAUGAAUACUUCUGUGACGUCGAUCCAGAAUACAUAACAGACCGUUUCAAUCUGAUUAACUUACAAAAGACAGUGUCGAAGUUCAGCCAAGUUGUACAAUAUAUAGUGGAUGAGUUAGAUGACAGCAUUGUGGAGAACAUGUCCAAAGCACGUCUUGAGCAAUUGGAGAAUGACGCCAGAAAAUUUUAUGGGUUGAUCCAUGCGAGAUAUAUUAUCACGGUGAAAGGAUUACAGAAGAUGUUGAGCAAGUACAAAGACGCAGAUUUUGGUAGAUGUUCAAGAGUAUAUUGUAACUUUCAACCUUUGCUGCCGGUGGGUUUACAUGAUGUUCCUGGUAUAGAUAGUGUCAAACUAUACUGUCCAUCAUGUGAAGACCUUUACAACCCUAAGUCAUCUAGACACAGUUCCAUUGAUGGUGCAUACUUCGGAACUAGUUUCCCAGGAAUGUUCUUACAGGCAUUCCCAGACAUGGUACCUAAACACCCAACUGCUAGAUAUGUUCCAAAGAUAUUUGGGUUCGAAUUACAUAAACAAGCACAACUAACACGUUGGCAAGAGUUGCAAAGGCUCAAGUUGGUUAAGAGACUUCAAGCUAAAGAGGUUGACUUAUCAAAAAGUGGUGGCUUCCGUGAUUGA